AUGAACGAUAGCGAAGAUUAUAGUCAUCUUUCCCACUACACAUUUUAUUUAUCUCAAGACUACUCAUUACCCUUUUCCAUUUCUCUUAGCUCGUCUCUCAUGGCAUCUUCCUCAUUUACGUCUCGUAACUACAUCUACAGUGUCUUUGCGAGCUUCCACGGUCCAGACGUCCGUAAAACACUUCUCAGUCACAUACGUGAACAGUUUACCCACAGCGGGAUCACUAUGUUCGAUGAUCAGGCGAUUGCGAGAAGCGCAACCAUCGCCCCUUCACUCACAGAAGCUAUAAAAGAAUCUAGGAUCUCGAUCGUGAUUCUCUCCAAGAACUAUGCUUCGUCAAGCUGGUGUUUAAAUGAACUGGUGGAGAUAUUGGAACGCAAGAAAGCUAUGGGGCAGAUAGUCAUGACCAUCUUCUAUGGAGUGGAUCCAUCCGAUGUACGGAAACAGACCGGGGAAUUCGGGAUCGCUUUCAAUGAAACUUGUGCAAGUAAGACGGACGAGGAAAGGCAGAAAUGGAGCAAAGCUUUGAACGAAGUGGGUAACAUUGCUGGAGAAGACUUCUUAAGAUGGUCAAACGAAGCAAAAAUGAUCAAGAAAAUUGCCAGAGAUGUUUCAAAUAAACUGAAUGCUACACCGUCUAGGGAUUUUGAUGGCAUGGUUGGACUUGAAGCUCAUUUGAGAGAAAUGGAGUCUUUGUUGGAUUUUGAUGACGAUGGAGUUAAGGUGGUUGCGAUCUCUGGUCCUGCAGGCAUUGGUAAGACUACCAUAGCUAGAGCAAUACAUAGCUUGCACUCUUAUAGGUUCCAGCUUACUUGUUUUGUUGACAAUCUUAGAGGAAGCUAUCCCAAUGGUUUUGAUGAGUAUGGUUUGAAGCUGCGUUUACAAGAAGAGUUUCUUUCGAAUAUUUUGAAACAAGAUGGUAUUAGGAUAUGCCAUUUAGGUGUGAUAGAAGAAAGGCUACACGACCAGAGAGUGCUAAUCAUUCUUGAUGAUGUGAACAAUAUAAAACAAUUGGAGGCGUUGGCUGGAGACAUUUCUUGGUUUGGUCGUGGAAGUAGGGUUGUGGUUACCACGGAAAACAAAGAGCUUCUGCAGCAACAUGGUAUCAACAAUACGUACCAUGUUGAGUUUCCAUCUAGAAGAGACGCUCAUGAGAUCCUGUGUAGAUAUGCUUUUAAACAAAGCUAUCCACAUGCUGGUUUUGAAGAGCUUGCAUUACAAGUAACUGACCUUUGUGGUAAUCUUCCAUUGGGUCUACGUGUGGUGGGUUCAUCUUUACGUGGGAAGAAAGAAGACGAGUGGGAAGAUGUAAUGAACAGGCUGGAAUCUGUUCUUGAUCGAGAUAUUGAGGAAGUACUAAGAGUGGGCUAUGAAAGUUUAGAUGAGAAUGAGCAAACGCUAUUUCUCCACAUUGCAGUCUUCUUGAACUAUGAAGAUGGUAAUAUUGUGAAAACCAUGUUUGAUGACGGUGACUUGGAUGUCAAACACGGGUUGAAAGUCCUUGAAAACAGAUCUCUGAUAGAGUUAUAUGACAAGAAGGAAACAAUAAAGAUGCACAGAUUACUACAACAAAUGGGUAUAAAAGCCAUCCAUAAACAAGAGCCCUGGAAACGCCGGAUCCUGAUAGAUGCUCCAGAGAUAUGUGAUGUUCUUGAACAUGCAAAAGGUACUAGAGUUAUCUCCGGCAUAUCAUUUGAUACAUCUGAUAUUGAUGAAGUAUCUAUAAGCCCGAGAGCUUUCAGAAGAAUGCCAAAACUUCGAUUCCUCAGAGUUUACAAAAGUAAAGAGGCUGGGAAUGAUGUAGUGCAUAUACCUGAGGAUAUGGAGUUUCCGCGUCGUCUAAGGUUACUGCAUUGGGAGGCAUACCCAAACAAGUGUCUUCAUCCUUCCUUUCAUCCUGAAUAUCUUGUGAAACUUGAUAUGCAAGAUAGCCAGCUCGAGUACCUCUUGUUGGAUAAGCUUCAAAAAUAG
Raphanus sativus (radish) is the source of this 1971-nucleotide messenger RNA. Its product is annotated as disease resistance protein RML1B-like. Gene Ontology annotation, molecular function: ATP hydrolysis activity; ADP binding. The transcript has 4 exons. The record is from RefSeq and is a predicted model, not a curated record. Gene Ontology annotation, biological process: signal transduction; defense response. Bases 1 to 1971 code for a protein of 656 amino acids. Lineage: Eukaryota; Viridiplantae; Streptophyta; Magnoliopsida; Brassicales; Brassicaceae.